GUAGCGGCGACAGGGAGCGGGGUUUCUCCCUGACAGUCCGGCUAUGCUCAUCUGAACGCAAACUGUUCUUUCCCGGCGGCGGAGAGAAAAAACAAAAAAAAAAACCCACAAACGGCAAGACGGCCCAUCUCCACCUCGCCUGCGCGGACAAUCUUGCGGCACAUCUCGGAUUUCGCGUCUCCUUCAUCUCGGGAGUUGGCGAGCAGUCCUUGUAAGGCCUCCGAUGCCGCUCCGGAGAGAGUGCCGCUCGCUUGCUCGGUCGAGCUGCCAGAUGUGAAGUGCUGAGACCCACAACUCGCCGCGGCCUGGAUCCAGGGGUAGUCUACCUUCCCUGGGCCGCUAGACCCAAUCUCCACCCCUCCCCCUCAGUCUGCUCUCCAGCCCUGUCCAAGGACCAAAACAGCAACACCCCACCCCAUCCCAACCCCCUUCCCCAUUCCAGAACAAUGUGACAACUGGACCCGACCGGUACCAGUGCAACCUGCUAUUAUGGAUGUGAGAAUCGGAGCACAGUGAAUCAACGCUCAUCCAGUCACAAUGGUCUUGUUUUUGGUGGCAACGACGAUAACAUCCAAUCACUCAACCAAUGGGAAUCAUUCAAGAGAAGACGCGAGGUCCCCCAGCCCCCACGUCCUCCCCACCGUGCUGGUGCUGUCCUUGCUGCUGCUCAUCGUCGUGCUACUGGUGUGGUACUUCCUCAGGUUAAAAAACCAGAGAAAAGCAGUUGUCACAACAGUUGACAAGAAGAUACCAAAUGGCAUCCUGGAGGAGCAAGAGUUUGGCUACAGCGCUGAGCCGUUAUACUCAUCUUUACCACCAGAGCAGCAGACGGUGGUCCUCCUGCCCAGAUCCCCCUCAGCCUCCAAGACCUACUUCCCCAUCCCAGUAGAGCACCUGGAGGAGGAGUACCGGCUGCGCUCAGCCGACGAUGGCAAGCUGUUCAGGGAGGAGUACAACUCCUUGCCUGGGGGUUUCGCCCACGGGUCGUAUGAGGAGGCCAAUAAGGAGGACAACAAGGAGAAGAACAGAUAUCCAAACAUCCUCCCAUAUGACCACUCCAGGGUGGUGUUGACUCAGCUGGAUGGAAAUCCCUGUUCCGACUACGUCAAUGCCUCUUACAUUGAUGGAUACACAGAGAAGAGCAAAUUCAUCGCAGCACAAGGCCCAAAAGAAGAUACUGUGGCGGACUUCUGGAGGAUGAUAUGGGAGCAGAAGGUCGCUACCGUCGUCAUGCUGACAAACCUGAGAGAAAGGAAAGAAGAUAAGUGUCACCAGUACUGGCCAGACCAGGGCUGUUGGACCUAUGGGAAUGUCCGAGUGGCGGUCGAAGACUUUACUGUCCUGGUGGACUACACCAUACGCAAGUUCUGUGUACAAUACCAGGCCAGCGACGCCUCCAAGACUCCCAGGCUGGUGACCCAGCUCCACUUCACCAGCUGGCCUGACUUCGGAGUGCCCUUCUCCCCGAUCGGCAUGCUCAAGUUCCUCAAGAAGGUCAAGGCGGUCAACCCUCCGUUUGCCGGGCCCAUUGUGGUCCACUGCAGCGCCGGUGUGGGAAGGACAGGCACUUUCAUCGUCAUAGACGCCAUGAUAGACAUCAUGCAUGCCGAGCAGAAGACUGAUGUGUUUGGCUUUGUCUCGAAGAUUCGGGAACAGCGCUCACAGCUCAUCCAGACAGAUAUGCAGUAUUCAUUCAUCUACCAAGCCCUGCUGGAAUACUACCUCUAUGGAGACACGGAGCUGGACGUGUCAUCUCUGGAGGGACACCUGCACAAACUGCACAACACCUUAGCCCCCUUCGACAGGGUGGGCCUGGAGGAGGAGUUUAAAAAACUGACCAACAUGCGUAUAAUGAAGGAGAACAUGAGAACAGGAAAUCUUCCUGCCAACAUGAAGAAAAACAGAGUCCUGCAGAUUAUCCCAUAUGACUUCAACAGAGUUAUUCUCUCCAUGAGAAGAGGACAAGAGUUCACCGAUUACAUCAAUGCAUCUUUUAUUGACGGCUACAGGCAGAAGGACUACUUCAUUGCAACCCAGGGCCCUCUGCCCCACACUGUAGAGGACUUCUGGAGAAUGGUGUGGGAGUGGAAGUGUCACUCCAUUGUCAUGCUCACUGAGCUCCAGGAGAGGGAGCAGGACAAAUGUUUCCAGUACUGGCCCACGGAGGACUCAGUCACCUAUGGAGAUUACACCGUAGAGAUGAAGGGGGAUACUUUGUGCGACACCUUCAGUCUACGAGACUUGGUACUCACCUUUGGCCCGGAGAAGCAGACAAGGAUGGUCAGGCACUUCCACUUCCACGGCUGGCCUGAGAUCGGCAUCCCCGCUGAGGGUAAAGGCAUGAUAGACAUCAUCGCCUCAGUGCAGAGACAGCAGCAGCAGUCUGGCAACCAUCCCAUCGUUGUACACUGCAGUGCUGGUGCGGGGCGAACAGGUACAUUCAUUGCACUGAGCAAUAUCUUGGAGCGAGUCAAGGCGGAGGGUCUACUGGACGUAUUCCAAACUGUGAAGAGUUUACGCAUGCAGAGGCCUCAUAUGGUCCAAACUGUGGAACAGUAUGACUUCUGCUACAGGGUGGUACAAGACUUUGUUGACAUUUUCUCCGACUAUGCCAAUUUUAAAUGAGAUUUGCCUUAACAAUUGAUUUUUUUUUAAAUGUUGUUUUUAAUGCAAGUUUGUCUAUUUUAUGUUUCCUUAACCCUGACAAAUGACCUUCUAUUUUGCUAUGCACUUGUCCUACAUUAACUAAAACUCCAUCCGCGCUGUAUUAUAUUGUAUGUGAUCCCAUGAAUAUUGUACAUGCUAAAGUCAGAUUAUUAAUGUUUAUUUCCUGACAUGUAUAUUGAUUUUUUUUGUCAUGAUGUGUUGUUUAAAUCUUUGGUCUCUUCAUUUCAGUUUCGUUGUAUGAUACUGUUCUUUUAAGUUUAAACCUUUAUCUGAGUGUUAUUUUGGAUUGAGCACACAUGAUAUUUUUAAAAAAAGAAAUAUUGUAGCUAUUGUAAAUGUAUUUAUGUAUUUGUCAGUGGCCCUCCAUUCUUGCAUUUGGAGAACACGACGGGAAUGUUGAGAUAUUUUUAUUUAUGUAAAAAAAGGAAAAAAAACAUUAUUAUUGACAACUUCUAUCUGAUUAGAGGUGACGGUGAACGUAUUUUGUUUGUUUGUUUUUGUCUCCAGCGAGACGCUCAUCACAGAUGUGAGACUCUUUCCAGUGAAAAUGCUAUUAUGGAAUAAAAAGGCAUCACUUCAGCCAUAAUGUAGAGAAAAUAUAGAUAUGCAAUGGAUUCAGGAAUAUGCUCCGCAGUUCAGCACACCAUCACAAGAGUCGUGAGAGACGAACCAACCAAUUCUGUACCUCAAAAAAGUGGUAUGGAGCUGCACAAAACAUGGCUCUUAAUGUUACUGAGGUCUGACAUCUUGUCUGUAGACAAUGGCAAGUGUUUUGCUAAAGCAAAUGCAUAUUAAAAAGCACAUAUUAAGCCUUUUGCCAAGAAUUUACAAUAUUUAAUGAUUACUGGUUGCUUUACUGUAUUUAUACACUAGAUUAGAUAUAUAUAUAUUGCCUAAAUCGGUGCCGUGUAGACUUUUUUUAAUAUUUGGCGAAGGAAAAAUAGCUCUCCAUAGGUGGAGUUAAGUUGAUAUGGAGAAAUUAUAUACAAAUGCAGAUGGGGGGGGGUGUGAACGUUGUUAACCUUGAUUUUCAAAUUCAACUUAAAAGGUGUAUCCCGUAAUGAUGAUUACCUCAGUAAACACCAGUAGUGCUUCAAAGCCAGCCAUCUUUAACCCCAUCCCCACCCCAAUCAGCAAGGGCCAGAAGGACACGCCUCUAUCCCAGACCUGAUCAAAUACAAUGUGCCAUUCCUAAUUUGUUUUUUUUCUGUAGUCUGCUUGGGUUGCAGGUGGGUGUAUUUUGCCAUGUUGCGUGUUAACAAUCGCAGGAAAGCGCUUGAAUGUCGGUUUGCUUUCCUGUAAUUGACGACCUACCUGGUAGCAUCUCCAUUUCCUCCGCCCUGCUAACCCACACCCCGUCCAGCGCUCUCUGCAGGAUCAAGUAAACCAACAAACACCAGGAGUUAUUUUGCAAACGCGACGUGACCGAGGUCUGCGGCUCUCCUUCGUGGACCGAUGUGAGACUAUUGUGUGUCACGUAGAUGACUUGAUGAAGCGCUAACGUUGUGAAAGUUGCCGAAGAAGAAGAUGCCUGCCGGGUGAUCGGACUAUACGUUUUGUUUUCCUCCGCUUCUGUUAGCCGUGUGUGAGAGAUGCUGAGGCGCUGCACAAGAAGAAGGUGGGAUUAAGCAAACCAGCCCCGCGUCCUUCCUCCCUUGGCCUUGUCUCCGUCUUACCUGUCCUCUACAAAAGUACGGAGGACGGGUCUAUUUCGGUCAUAUUUCUUGCCUUUUGCUUUCUAUGUAAGUGGUCUAUCUCUGGAUUCUCAACGUCUUUUAAAAGAAAUGCAAGUUGCAAUAUUAAAUUCAUUGGAAA
Molecule: messenger RNA, 4482 nt
Organism: Lampris incognitus (smalleye Pacific opah)
Lineage: Eukaryota; Metazoa; Chordata; Actinopteri; Lampriformes; Lampridae
Product: receptor-type tyrosine-protein phosphatase epsilon-like
Exons: 22
Coding region: 538-2625 (695 amino acids)
Biological process (GO): protein dephosphorylation
Molecular function (GO): protein tyrosine phosphatase activity
Source: RefSeq, a predicted model, not a curated record